AUGAUCACUCAGAUGUACCAUAACGAGAAAGAGACCGGAAAAGCCAUCUCGGACUUUCUCUCAAGUGAUGCAAACACAGACUCUCUCAAACGCGAAGACAUCCACUUUACUUCCAAGUUGGCAUCCAACUCCGCAUACGAGACGGCCCGCAAAGCUAUUAAGAGAUCAGUCAAGGAAGCAGGUCUUGGCUACAUCGACCUGUUCCUGCUACAUUCUCCAUAUGGAGGCAAGCAAGCGCGUCUUGAUAGCUGGCGAGCGGUGGAGGACGCAAUUCACGACGGCGAAGUCAAGACUGGAGGCGUCUCCAAUUAUGGAGUCAAACAUCUGCAAGAAUUAUUGGACUCGAAUCCUACGAUACCUCCAGCGGUUAAUCAGAUCGAGGUUCACCCGUUCAACACACGGAAGGAUAUUACUUCCUUUUGCCAACAGCAUAACAUUGUUGUAGAGGCAUACGCGCCCCUCGUCCGAGCCUUGCGGAUGAAGCACCCCAAAAUUGUAUCCCUGUCCAAGAAAUACAAUUGCACUCCGGGCCAACUGUUGGUCCGCUGGAGCCUGCAGCACGGCUAUGUGCCGCUGCCUAAGAGUGUGAAGAAGGAGCGAAUCAUCGAGAACUCGGAGGUUGGAGGCUUCGAAAUCGAGGAUGGCGAUAUGGAGACGAUGGACGGAUUGGACGAGUAUCUCGUGACCGAUUGGGAUCCUACCGAUUGCGAUUGA
Molecule: messenger RNA, 714 nt
Organism: Alternaria postmessia
Lineage: Eukaryota; Fungi; Ascomycota; Dothideomycetes; Pleosporales; Pleosporaceae
Exons: 5
Coding region: 1-714 (237 amino acids)
Molecular function (GO): oxidoreductase activity
Source: RefSeq, a predicted model, not a curated record